CUAAAUUCCAUAACCAUGCUGCUUGCCUAUCUAUCAGGCUACCUGCUUAGGUACCAGGAUUUUGUUGUUGUUAUUUCCUUUAUACCAAUGUAGCCUUCUGUUACAGUAUUCGAAAACCUCCAUAGUUUGAAAACCUUCAGCCGUAUCUUAACGGCUUCCGAACUUUCCUUUUUCUGAGCUUAAUUAAUGUUUGAUAUAUUUUGUGCCUGCAGCCAGAACUGAAAGCGAAUGGGGAUUGAAUUGCUCUGCCUUUUUUUCCUAUUUCUACAAAGGAAUAAGAAUGUACAAGGAAAUUGUGAUUCAGGGAGUGCCAUGAACUGUGAAGAUUGUUUGCUUUCUGGACCAAGCUGCGGCUGGUGUUUCCAAGAGAAUUUUACUGAUUCAUCUGAAAUUCAUAAAAGGUGUGACACACUUGAAAAGCUUAUUUCAGAAGGAUGCCAUCUGAGUUUAAUUGAAUUUCCCAUUUCCAAAGUAGAGAUCCAUGAAAACCAACCCCUGAGUGACGGGCCACAAAUAAAUGGUUCAAAAGUUACUCAGAUUUCUCCUCAAAAGAUAACUAUUUUCCUGCGACCAGGAAAUGAAGAAACGAUACAGAUCAAUGUUCGUCAGACUGAAGAUUAUCCAGUUGAUCUUUACUACCUCAUGGACCUUUCAGCUUCUAUGGAUGAUGAUCUGAAAACCAUAAAGGAACUGGGGUCUACUUUGUCCAAAGAAAUGUCUAAGCUCACAAGUAACUUUCAGAUGGGCUUUGGGUCUUUUGUUGAAAAACCAGUUUUGCCAUUCAUCAAUACUCUGACAGAAGAUCUGAAGAAUCCUUGCCGAAAUGUUCCAUUUGAUUGUUUGCCAACAUUUGGAUACAAGCAUGUUCUGUCGUUGACAAACGAUGCAGAAAGAUUCAAUGAAAUUGUGAAAAAGCAGAAAAUCAGUGCAAAUUUAGAUACUCCAGAAGGAGGAUUUGAUGCAAUUAUGCAGGCAGCUGUUUGUAAGGAAAAAAUUGGCUGGAGAAAUGAUUCAUUACAUCUGUUAGUGUUUGUGAGUGAUGCUGAUUCUCAUUUUGGGAUGGAUAGUAAAUUAGCAGGAAUAGUUAUUCCAAAUGAUGGAAAAUGCCACUUGGAUCAACAGAAUGAAUACUCCAUGUCAACUGUUUUGGAAUACCCAACUUUAGGACAAUUGAUAGAGAAGAUUGUGCAAAACAAUAUUCUGUUAAUUUUUGCAGUCACCAAGAAACAAGUUCAUUUAUAUCAGCAAUAUGCGGAACUUAUUCCCGGAGCUACUGUUGGAACACUACAGCAUGAUUCUGGAAAUGUCCUCCAGUUGAUUAUAGAUGCAUAUAAGUCACUCAGGUCUGAGAUAGAGCUGGAGGUGCUUGGAGACACCGAUGGAUUAAAACUUGAUUUCACUGCCAUCUGCAGCCAGGGCUCUGCCUUUCAACAUCAGAAGAAAUGCUUUCAUAUUAAAGUUGGAGAACAGGUCACUUUCAAUGUGACUUUAAGUUUAAGCCCUUCAGCUUGUGGGGAAGGGAGAAGGAAAGUCCUCAUCAGGGCCACUGGUCUAAAUGAAGCGUUGGAGAUUGAGAUCCAGCCCGAAUGCAGCUGUCAUUGUCAGAAGGAAGCGGAGGUGAAUAACUCCAAGUGCAACUACGGGAAUGGUUCUUUUGAGUGUGGGGUAUGUGUGUGUAACCCCGGCUACAUGGGUCCAGACUGUAAAUGCAGCGAAAAGGAUGCACUGAGUACAGGGUCCUGCAGAAGUUUCCCAGAACAGAUCUCGUGCAGCGGAAGAGGCGACUGCUAUUGUGGACAAUGCAUUUGCCACCUUUCAGCAUAUGGAAACAUAUAUGGGCCAUACUGUGAAUGCGAUGAUUUCUCUUGUGGCAGAUUUAGAGGGCUGCUCUGCGGAGGCAAUGGGAACUGUGCCUGUGGUCAAUGCAUUUGCCACCAUGGCUGGAUAGGUGAAUACUGUAACUGUACCACGGAUACCGAAAAUUGUAUUUCUAAUGAUGGCAUCAUCUGCAGUGGGAGAGGCCACUGUGUGUGUGGAAAAUGUGUGUGCACAAAUCCUGGAGUUUCAGGCAAUGUCUGUGAAAAAUACCCUACAUAUGAUGAUCCUUGCAACUCUAAAUGGAGCUGUGUGGAAUGUUAUUUAGCGUCUGCUGAUCUACUGCAUCAGGAAGACUGCGCUGAAAAAUGUAAAUUGGUUGACGCAAUGAUCAGUCAUGAUGAAGAUAUUACGGAAGAUAAAUGGGUUCGUUGUGUGUUACAAGGGAAAAAUGAAUCUGUUAUCACAUUUCUGAUGACAGCUAAUGAACAGGGCAAAGUCAUCAUUCACAACAUAAAGCAAAAAGAUUAUCCACAACCUCCAAAUAUUACAAUGAUUAUGUUGGGGGUUUCUACUGCAGUAGUCGUCACUGGGAUUGUUUUACUUUCCAUGUGGAAAUUAUUUAUUUCAUUUGAAGACCGUAAAGAAGUUGCUAAAUUUGAAGCAGAGAGGUCGAAGGCCAAAUGGCAAACGGGAACAAACCCCCUCUACAGAGGCUCCACAACAACUUUUAAGAAUGUAACAUACAAGCAAAAAGAAAGGCAGCGUGGCAGUCCUGCCAAUGCAUACUAAUAAUUCAAAAUUACGAAGAAAAAGAUCCGGAAAACUUUUAUUUAAAAAAAGGAAGUUUGCUCUGUUUUCUUCUAAAUUUGUUUGGAUGGGUCUAGUAAAAUUACUGUGGUGGUAUGGAAGUUUUAAGGUGAGAGCAUAUGGGCUUUUAAAAGUUGGACUGUUUUGGAACCAGGCAGGGAGCUGAGCAGCAGUAGAGGAGAUUAAAUGACAAAGAACCAUCUGGGCAUAUAGGAAUGCACCAAUUACGCAUGACAUGAAAAUAAUAUCUGGUGCAAUUUUGCUGUAAUGAGAUUUGGGGAUUGGUCUGAAUGACCUUUCAAGAAACCCAUUUCAAGUAUUCCUUCUGAUCGCUAAGUAAUUCAAGAUGUUAGAACAAACCAUCUCUUCUCAAUCUCUGCUAAAGAGUACAGUUCAGCGAGUUUUGUCAGUCCCAGUCAGCAUUUUACUGCAAGUUUAAGAUAUACCAUUUUAGAGUAUUUGCACCUUAAAUAUUACCAGAUUAAGAAACAGAUUUCAGUUUUAAAAGAAAGAAAACCUUGGGAGAGAAAAGUGUUCGUGAUUUAUUAAUAAAGUACCAGCACUUACGUCUGUAUUCUUAACCAUGGUGCAAUCUUAGGUAUUCUGUUUAGAAGUCCCGUGAAGUUAAAUGAGACUGCUUCCUAUGAAAUGUUUAGCCCUCUAAACUAGAGGUUGAUGGAUUGAGGAGAGCCAUGUUGACUACAGAUAAAUGAAGGUGGUGGUGAGGGAUAUGUUGCUGGCUAAGAACACAAUACGUAUGGCCAUUUCUUUGGUACCUUUCAGAAUCUUCACCCAUUUGAUUUUUGUAUUGUAUCCAAUGGCAUCUCUUUGGUGAACAGCCGUUUUGCCCUCUAGGGCAGGGGUCAUCAAUUUGCGGCUCUGAAGCCGUAUGUGGCUCUUUCAUCCCUCUGUUGUGGCUCCCUGUCACUGGUCGAUGCCACAAUUUUGAGAGGAUCUUCUGGUUGGGGGGUGGGGGGGAAGCACGGUGCACAAGGAUGAGAAGCAAGGGGCAGGUUUUCCGGUUGGCUCAACAAUUGAUAGGACAGGUAGAGGAAAAAGAACACCACGCUAUAAGGAGACUCUAUUGUUGGGAAACCGGACUUCCGAUCAGCUCCAGAAUUGAAUGGGGAGCUUCCGGUUAGGACCUUUGUGGCUCCUGGUGUUUUCUUUUCUGUGGGAAAUGGGUCCAAAUGGAUCUUUGAGUGUUUAAAGUUGCCGACCCCUGCUCUAGGGUAACCAGUAUACAUACCAUGUGCUUUCCAAAUUACAAUAUAUCUAAUGAUCCCAAACAUUGAGGACCUAAGAUUAAAGGAGUUGCUUUUUUCCAAAUAUGUAAAUAAGAUUUAAUACAGUGGGUCUCAAAGAUUUGCUAUGCUGCAAAUAUGGUUUUUGAUAAUUGAAAUUUUAAAUGAUUGUUCUUUAAAAAAACCCCAGAGUAUUUGUGUUUUAUCCUGAAGAAUAUGUUUGAUAAUGGUGAUGGGAGUUUUUUACUAUGAAUGUACUGUCCAUUUAAGACACUGGAAACGUCUAUUGUUUUUACUGAAAUGGUUUUGACCUAAGGCUGGACCUAAAAUAAAGCAAAAUCAUUAUCAGUACUGCAAUAUUAUUAUUA
This is a messenger RNA of Ahaetulla prasina, 4237 nucleotides long. RefSeq names its product integrin subunit beta 6 (gene ITGB6). Lineage: Eukaryota; Metazoa; Chordata; Lepidosauria; Squamata; Colubridae. The transcript is spliced from 15 exons. Gene Ontology annotation, cellular component: integrin alphav-beta6 complex; cell surface; focal adhesion. The coding region runs from base 229 to 2607 and encodes 792 amino acids. The record is from RefSeq and is a predicted model, not a curated record. Gene Ontology annotation, biological process: cell adhesion mediated by integrin; integrin-mediated signaling pathway; cell migration. Gene Ontology annotation, molecular function: integrin binding.